ACUCAGUUUGUGUCACUUGGAUGGAAGGUAGGUGUUGGGACAGGUGUGCUGCUUACACGAUACCUUUGCAUUCAAAGCAAUGGUGGUAUCCAUGUAGAUGGUUAGUGCUCUCUUCCAUAAGCUUCUGUUUAUGCUUACUAAUGACAUCAUUUGAAUAUUUCAGAGUAAACACCUCAAAAGACACAUAACAAAAUGUAAAAAGAAAUUCCUUAAGUGAUGUUUUUUUUAUUUUGUUUGUAGCCAUAGCAGCUGUGUACUCAGCGUAAAGAGGACUACACAACUACUAUAGCUACAGAGAAACUGAAAAGAAACAAUAGCACUAAUUCUCUUACACGCUUGAGUCCAGCGUGUUGUAGUAUGCUCGUGUAUUUAAAAACCUUGGAAACCACUUACUCACUGCACUUGAGCCAUGGCGAGCCAGCAAGUAGCAGUACUUAUCCUUCUGCUGGUGAAGGUGGUGUGCGGCGGCGUGGUGGGUGGGACCGAGAGGGAAGAGACAUUGUUAGAGUGUGGAGACACUCUCACUCUCGACUUUACCAAUAACUGGCCGGAGGUCCACUGUUCUUCACCAUGCUCUGAUAUACACACGUGGACCGUCGGGCCGGUGUUCAGGCGCGAGGCUCGUCUGGUGCAGUAUGGUUUGAUGGUGAGACAGGAGUACGGCAAGGACGGCGUGGUGACUUGCUCCCUUGUCGAUGACAUAAUAGACUCGGAUGAACUACAGUCAUCUCUCCAGGCUGAGGCUUGUACUUCGGUGACACUUUCCACCACCACCAUCAUCCCUGAAGGUCCUACUGGGGUGACUGGCUCAACCACCACCACCCCUGAGGGUCCUACUGGGGUGACUGGCUCAACCACCACCAGUCCUGAGGGUCCUACUGGAGUGACUGGCUCAACCACCACCAUCCCUGAGGGUCCUACUGAGGUGACUGGCUCAACCACCACCAGUCCUGAGGGUCCUACUGGAGUGACUGGCUCAACCACCACCAGUCCUCAGUCUCCUACUGCAGUAACUGGCUCAACCACCACCAGUCCUGAGGGUCCUACCAGAGUGACUGGCUCAACCAUCACCAGUCCUGAGGGUCCUACUGGAGUGAGUGGUUCAACCAUCACCAUUCCUGAAGAACCUACUGGAGUGACUGGCUCUACCACCACCAGUCCUGGGGGGCCUACUGAGAUCAGCAGCUCUUACAGCACCAUCACUGAGCCUGGAAGUUCCAUUUCAACUGUCACAGUAGACUCGACGCCUCUAAUUGGAUGUGCAACGGGCAGUGAAACUCCAACCACAGUGACUCCUACCACUACUGAGUCACAGUGGGUUUGUGAGAAUGGAUGGUCGCUCUAUGAGUCAUCGUGUUACAAUGUCGACGAUACUGUGAAACUGGACUGGCUGCAAGGUCAAAUAUACUGCAAUGAUAUUAAUGCAGAAUACGUCCAGAUCACAUCUAGUGAUGAAGCUCGGUUCCUCAAAGAUCUCCUUACCAGCGAUGCGUGGAUUGGUCUAAAUGACAAAAACACCGAGGGGAACUAUGUAUGGACGGAUGGAUCACCAGCCACAUUCACUGAAUGGUUUAACGGAGAACCCAACAACGUGAAAAAUGAGGACUGCACGGAGAUGAGAAAGUCAAUGGACUUCUGGUGGAACGAUUCCUCUUGCAGCAACAAAAAAAGUGUGUUGUGUGAAAAACCAGCCACGAAGUUGGUUGGAUAGCGGCUGCCUGGGACUGCAUGUGGUCUUCUCUUUCAUCAGGCUCAGCCAUCGCCAUUUGACAUCACAGAGAAAAAGAAGAGAAAAGAAAACUUUAUCAUAGCUUGUCAAAUGACCUUCAGUGUCAAUCAUUAUGAAGACUAUAAUGCAAAGAGUUCAUCUACAGUAUCUCUGAAAACGUUAUCUCACGAAUAAAAAGUUAGUCUGC
Scylla paramamosain (green mud crab) is the source of this 1916-nucleotide messenger RNA. RefSeq lists its product as uncharacterized. The transcript is spliced from 7 exons. The record is from RefSeq and is a predicted model, not a curated record. Gene Ontology annotation, molecular function: signaling receptor activity. NCBI's taxonomy places the organism in Eukaryota, Metazoa, Arthropoda, Malacostraca, Decapoda, Portunidae. The coding region runs from base 410 to 1711 and encodes 433 amino acids.